AAAAUACAAUGAAGAUUUUCUACUCAAAUGAGCUUCAAGAGCUGCGGGCCAGUGGGGCUCGAGUCCACACUUCGAAACCGCAAGGAAAUCCGAAGAGACCAGUAAGAGACUUGAACAGCCUACUUCGUGACAUAUACGAAGUGAGAGACAAACCGUUGAGGGACAGGAAUUUUCCGAAACACUUCAAAGUGUUCCAAGCUGUGUCCUUAAAGUUGAACGAUCUGAUGAAGAAGGUGGAUCCGUACUACGAGCGGUAUUCUUUAGUUCGAUUUGAAGGUAGAAAAGACCGCCUACGCAUCAACAAACCAGACGACCUUGACGUGGAAAUCGUCAUCGGCCUGCCCGUCGACCUGCAUGAUCCUGCGCAUGAUGACGUCAUAGAGGACGUGGCACCCGGCUUUGUGAAGCUGAAUAUAGGAGGCCAGUUGCAAAACUUGCUGGAUAGGGAAGGAGAAUGGCGAGUAAUCCAAACUGCUCACAGAUGGUUAGACAAGGACAACUACCUGCUCCGCACUCUGUUCAUGGACUGGUACAAGAGCGUAGUCGACAAAGCGAUGGACCUCUUCGAUGUGACUGAAGAUAACCUCCCGUUCGCCAUGAAUGUGAUAACGGUUGAGGGGGAUACGUACAUCCUGCGAUUGGCAGACGGCCAGUCAUACACACUGAUCGUCGAGGACCCGCAGAGCGGGUUCCGGCUGGACGUGGAUUUGAUCCCUGCACUCGAGCUCCUUGACAAGGACAGCACAAGGGUUAGUGAUUAUAAAGGACAUUUUAGGGGCACCGUACACCCUGAGACUGGCGGCCACUCUCACACGCUGAUGGUCGAGGCCCCGCAAUGCGGGUUCCGGCUGGACGUGGACCUGAUCCCGGCACUCGAGCUCCUUGACAAGGGUAGCACAAGGAUGCCGAGCAAGCGACGCAAGAAAGGAAAUUUCUUGGUGGUGCCUAAACCCAAGAAAGGUGGACCCGACGAGGCCGCGGCCUGGCGGCGGCCUCUGCAGCUACAGGAGUGGGACCUUUUGUACAUGAAUCAGGCCAUCCGACUGAUAAAGAAGCUGCGGGACUCCCAAGGCAUGGACAAAAUACAAAGCUACUACAUCAAGACCAUAUUCUACCAUGAGUCCAUCGAGCAAGAACAUGAUUCAGAUUUUUGGAGCAGGAAUGCUCCCGCUACACUCUUCAUACACAUGGUCAAGAGAUUUCAUCAAUACCUGGAGACAAAAAACAUCCCAUACUUUUGGAAUACAGACUAUAAUCUCAUAGGCAAUAUUGAUGAGACAAUUCUAGACGGUUACGCGAAAAAACUAAAGAGAUUUAUUAAAAUUUUAGAAGAUCCGUCGGAGUAUAAAAUUGUUGCGAAAUACUUGAUGUCAGAAAGUCAGUUUAAGGAAUAUAAAAAGAAUUUCUUGAAGAUUUAACCUUCGCCUUCGCCGAGAUAAAUUAUAGACGUACUACAGUCAUUAGGUCAUUACAGCGAUUGGCUGAAUUGAAUCGCGUUGGCUUGUAAAAGCUGUAACAGACAAGCGUUCCGGAUCGGCACCUUCUUCCGGUCAGCAUAUCUCUCUUCUCGCUCUCACUUAUAGCUGCGUCCUUAAUGAAAGCGGACCACCUUCCAAUCGAUGGAUCAUCACCGGACUAAGGUCGCGGUCCGGUACUCCUGUCUGUAACAUCUUUUAUUUGUAAUCGCUAUUUGUCUCUCUUUCUAGCAAAUAUUGCUAAUAAA
Molecule: messenger RNA, 1723 nt
Organism: Cydia fagiglandana
Lineage: Eukaryota; Metazoa; Arthropoda; Insecta; Lepidoptera; Tortricidae
Product: cyclic GMP-AMP synthase-like receptor
Exons: 7
Coding region: 9-1418 (469 amino acids)
Source: RefSeq, a predicted model, not a curated record